AUGGCACCUGGCAGCGGACGCGAUUUCAACUGUUCCUGGGAUCAUUGUGGAAAGUCUUUUAAUCGCAAGUCAGACCUCUGCAGGCACUAUCGAAUACAUACCAACGAGCGACCGUACCAGUGUAACUUCAGAGACUGCCAUAAGAGUUUCAUCCAAAGAAGUGCGCUGACUGUGCAUUCCCGGACACAUACGGGAGAGAAACCUCAUGUUUGCGACCAUGAAGGGUGCCACAAGGCCUUUUCCGAUUCCUCGAGUCUAGCCCGCCAUCGCAGGAUUCAUACGGGGAAACGUCCUUAUAUAUGCCAGGAACCGGCAUGCGAACGAAGCUUCUGUCGCAAAACCACCCUCACAAAGCACCAGCACCGCUCCCACCCACCUGGAUCACUGGCUCGAACGCCGUCAGAAGACGCAGUUUCUGAACACUCAUAUCCUACUCCCGUUACGAGCUCGCAUCCGAACGAACAAUAUCUUCUUACUCAACAAGCUUACUACCCCAACGCCCCCACACCUACCCACGAAUUCUAUCCCCACCAGAACUUACCCAUGCGCCCUGUUACGAUGCAAGAACAGCCGCCGAUUGCGACACAUAGCAUCCCGGUAACCUCAUCCGUUGAGGUCCACCAUGCGCAGCAAUUUAUUCACAUGAUCCAACAACAGCAGCAACAACAGCAACAGCAUCAGCAUCAGCAUCAGCAUCAUCACCACCACCACCACCAACAGCAGCAGCAACAGCAUCACCAGGGAUAUGACCCACACCGUAUGGGAUUUGUACCAGUUGAAUACCAGCAACCUGUUUACACAUCGCCGCCGGUGGAGAGCCAGCAACCUGUUUACGCAUCGCCGCCGGUGGAGAGCCAGCCAUAUAUUCCCCCAUACGCAUCUUCUCUCGAAUGUAAACCUCCUGCUAUGAGACUGUUGGAUCAACCAGAGGGAACGGAUUUUGCGUUCCUUGGAACGGGUUGUUAG
Molecule: messenger RNA, 966 nt
Organism: Aspergillus puulaauensis
Lineage: Eukaryota; Fungi; Ascomycota; Eurotiomycetes; Eurotiales; Aspergillaceae
Product: putative C2H2 finger domain protein
Exons: 4
Coding region: 1-966 (321 amino acids)
Biological process (GO): regulation of transcription by RNA polymerase II
Cellular component (GO): transcription regulator complex; PcG protein complex
Molecular function (GO): RNA polymerase II cis-regulatory region sequence-specific DNA binding; DNA-binding transcription factor activity, RNA polymerase II-specific
Source: RefSeq, a predicted model, not a curated record